Messenger RNA from Nothobranchius furzeri (turquoise killifish), 2351 nucleotides. The record is from RefSeq and is a predicted model, not a curated record. NCBI's taxonomy places the organism in Eukaryota, Metazoa, Chordata, Actinopteri, Cyprinodontiformes, Nothobranchiidae.
ACUUUUAUGUUGAAGGGCUGUUCUUGGCCGGCUGUGUGCAGAGUUCCGGUUCGGUUGUUUAGAAGAAAACGAGCUAGUGUGAUCGGAGAUCGUUAACGGUGUUUCUGCUGGAGUUAAGACGUUGGCUGCGGCCAACAGUAACCCGGAAUAAAGAUCCGAAACGGAAACAACAAGUUGGAGUCAUUAGCAUCUCUUAGAGAAGGCAACAAAAGUGUGUUUUAUAGGUGUGGUGGCUUUUGUUGAGCCGUGGCGGUGCGACACGAACUAGUUUAGCCCAGCAGAAAGGCCCCGCGGCUGGCUGGACCCAGCUCGACACAGCAGCAGAGCGAGUCCACAUCCAGAAGGAUGGAGCCGUGUUUCACUGACAGGCUGUCAGGCUAACGCCCUGAUGAGCUCAGCUGGGACAAACUGGUCUGAUGUUUAGAACGCUCAGAUGUUGGAGCUUCACGUCACCUACUGAGGAGCACCAGUAAAGAGACGGCGUCUGGACCAGACCAAAUUUUCUUUAACUCGUGAGAGCAGCGCACCGCACAGAAGCCCGCUCCUUCGCACACGGGGAAAAACGGCAGCACUGGUUUUUCAAAUUUUGUGUCAGUUUAAGGAAGAAGGAAGAGCUCCUGAAGAACUGAGGCCUCCUUUGAACCAGAAGGACAUGGAGCCCCUCAACAUGAAGCAGGAAGAGGAGGAGCAGCUUGAUGAGAUUAAAGCUGAUGCCACCAACAUUUCAUUCUCUGCAGUUUCUCAUCAGGUUAAGGAAGAAGGAAGAGAAGUUCUGUUGUCACAGUUUGAUCAGAACCAACCUAAAGACAGAGAUCUUCCAACCAGCAGCACCACUGACCAGAUGAAAGCAGAAAGUGGUAGAGAGGACUGUGGAGGAGAAGAAACUACUAGGAAUCCAGAUCUAAAUCUUUAUGGAUAUGAUUCUAACUCUUCAGAGACUGAAGUCAGCAAUGAUGAAGAUGAUGACCAGGAUGGCAACAAUUCUGACUGUCAGCUGAAACUCUUGUCAGAUUCUGAGCCAAACACCAAAGAUGAUAACAAAGACUGGAAGGAGAGCAGGUCUUCUAAAUCACAUGUUAAGGCUGUCAAAUCUUUCAGCUGCCCAGAGUGUGGUGAACAGUUUCUCCAUGAGCGGUCUCUCCAGAAACACAUGAGAGUGACAAGUCAUUCAGGACUGAAGUCUUCAAGCUGUUGUGUUGAUAAACGUGUUAGAGUGAAGCAAAAUGUAGACGCUAGCAGAAAAGUUCAGACAAAACUAAAAUCAUUUAGUUGUGAUGACUGUGGAAAAAGUUUCAGCUGCAUGUCACAUUUAAACAUUCACAUGAGAGUUCACACAGGACAGAAGCCUUUUGCUUGUGAGUUCUGUGGACAAAGGUUUAGUGUAAAGUCUAGUUUAAACAUUCACAUGAGAGUCCACACAGGCGAGAAGCAUUUUACUUGUGAGCUCUGUGGACAAAGAUUCGCACUCAAGGGAAAUUUAGACAGACACAUGAGAGUCCAUACAGGACAGAAGCCUUUUGCUUGUGAGCUCUGUGGACAAAGAUUCACACUCAAGGGAAAUUUAGACAGACACACGAGAGUCCAUACAGGACAGAAGCCUUUUGCUUGUGAGCUCUGUGGACAAAGGUUUAGUCUAAAGUCAAGUUUAAACAGUCACAUGAGAAUUCACACAGGACAGAAGCCUUUUCCUUGUGAGCUCUGUGGACAAAGAUUUAGUGAUAAGUCAAGUUUAAACAAACACAUGAGAGUUCACACAGGAGAGAAGCCUUUUACUUGUGAGCUCUGUGGACAAAGAUUUAGUCGAAAGACACAUUUAAACACUCACAUGAGAGUCCAUACAGGACAGAAGCCUUUUGCUUGUGAGCUCUGUGGACAAAGAUUUACCCAAAAGGGAAAUUUAGACACUCACAUGAGAGUCCAUACAGGACAGAAGCCUUUUGCUUGUGAGCUCUGCGGACAAAGAUUUGCUCAAAAGAGAAGUUUAAACUUUCACACGAGAGUCCACACAGGACAGAAUUAAUUUACAUUAUUAAAAUAUAUAUUUUGUGACUUCUAAGGGUGUUGAAUGAAAUGUGCUACUGAUCUGGAAGCUCUUUUAACUGAAAUGAAAGGCAGCAAUUUUAUUAAAUGUUUUGUUUUUGGAGAAGAAAAGGUUGAAAAUGAAAUGUUUGUUUGCCACUAAAGAGUUUUAUUUAAUCUCUUUGUUCACUAUUCAGUUUGUUGUUCGCUGUUUCUGGAGUUUAAACGUAAAUGCUGAUUUUCUGCAAAGUGAGAUGGCUCGCCAUCAAAGUCAGCAGAUUAAUCCACUCGUGUAAUUAUCUGUCAUGCAAAUAAACCUGAUCAAAAAUUAA